AUGCGUGAGAUUGUUCACCUUCAGACCGGCCAGUGCGGUAACCAGAUUGGUGCUGCCUUCUGGCAGAACAUCUCUGGCGAGCACGGUCUCGACAGCAAUGGCGUGUACAACGGCACUUCCGAGCUCCAGCUCGAGCGCAUGAGCGUCUACUUCAACGAAGCCUCCGGCAACAAGUACGUUCCUCGCGCCGUCCUCGUCGACUUGGAGCCCGGUACCAUGGACGCCGUCCGUGCCGGUCCCUUUGGCCAGCUUUUCCGCCCCGACAACUUCGUCUUUGGCCAGUCCGGUGCCGGCAACAACUGGGCCAAGGGUCACUACACUGAGGGAGCUGAGCUCGUCGACCAGGUUCUCGAUGUCGUCCGUCGCGAGGCUGAGGGCUGCGACUGCCUCCAGGGCUUCCAGAUCACCCACUCCCUUGGUGGUGGUACCGGUGCCGGUAUGGGUACCCUCCUGAUCUCCAAGAUCCGUGAGGAGUUCCCCGACCGCAUGAUGGCCACCUUCUCCGUCGUUCCCUCUCCCAAGGUUUCCGACACCGUUGUCGAGCCCUACAACGCCACCCUCUCCGUCCACCAGCUGGUCGAGAACUCCGACGAGACCUUCUGCAUUGACAACGAGGCUCUCUACGACAUCUGCAUGCGUACCCUCAAGCUCUCUAACCCCUCCUACGGCGACUUGAACCACCUCGUUUCCGCCGUCAUGUCCGGUGUCACCACCUGCCUGCGUUUCCCCGGUCAGCUGAACUCUGACUUGCGCAAGCUCGCCGUCAACAUGGUUCCUUUCCCCCGUCUCCACUUCUUCAUGGUCGGCUUCGCUCCCCUGACCAGCCGUGGCGCCCACUCCUUCCGCGCCGUCAGCGUUCCCGAGCUCACCCAGCAGAUGUUCGACCCCAAGAACAUGAUGGCUGCCUCUGACUUCCGCAACGGUCGUUACCUGACCUGCUCUGCCAUCUUCCGUGGUAAGGUCGCCAUGAAGGAUGUUGAGGACCAGAUGCGCAACGUUCAGAACAAGAACUCGUCCUACUUCGUCGAGUGGAUUCCCAACAACGUCCAGACCGCCCUUUGCUCCAUUCCUCCCCGCGGCCUCAAGAUGUCUUCCACCUUUGUCGGUAACUCUACCGCCAUCCAGGAGCUCUUCAAGCGUGUCGGUGAGCAGUUCACUGCCAUGUUCCGUCGCAAGGCUUUCUUGCAUUGGUACACUGGUGAGGGUAUGGACGAGAUGGAGUUCACUGAGGCUGAGUCCAACAUGAACGAUCUCGUCUCCGAGUACCAGCAAUACCAGGAUGCUGGUGUUGACGAGGAGGAGGAGGAGUACGAGGAGGAGGUCCCUCUUGAGGAGGAGGUUUAA
This is a messenger RNA of Colletotrichum abscissum, 1344 nucleotides long. Its product is annotated as beta-tubulin. Gene Ontology annotation, biological process: microtubule cytoskeleton organization; mitotic cell cycle. Bases 1 to 1344 code for a protein of 447 amino acids. Gene Ontology annotation, molecular function: GTPase activity; GTP binding; structural constituent of cytoskeleton. The record is from RefSeq and is a predicted model, not a curated record. Gene Ontology annotation, cellular component: microtubule; cytoplasm. The transcript has 7 exons. Lineage: Eukaryota; Fungi; Ascomycota; Sordariomycetes; Glomerellales; Glomerellaceae.